Molecule: messenger RNA, 654 nt
Organism: Funneliformis caledonium
Lineage: Eukaryota; Fungi; Glomeromycota; Glomeromycetes; Glomerales; Glomeraceae
Source: the annotation of a GenBank genome assembly
AUGUCACUUAAGCAAUAUCAAAGAGAAUUUAUAGAAUACUCCAUCGCUCAAAAUAUUCUGAGUUUUGGUUCAUAUACAUUAAAGUCUGGCCGUAAAAGUCCAUAUUUUUUCAAUACAGGCAAAUUCAACACGGGAGAAUCUAUAUCAAAAAUUGGUAAAUUCUAUGCGGAAGCCAUAGAAUCAUUCCACGAAUUAGUUUAUGAUGGGAUAUUUGGUCCGGCAUAUAAAGGAAUACCUUUGGCGACCUCAACAGUUAUAGCAUUAUCAGAAAUCUUCAAUAAAAAUAUACCAUGUUCCUUUAAUAGAAAAGAAAUCAAAGAUCAUGGUGAAGGUGGUAAUAUUAUUGGAUCUUUGAGUGGAAAAAUAUUAAUUAUUGAUGAUGUUAUUACGGCUGGUACCGCCAUUAGAGAAAGCAUUGAAAUUAUUACAAAAAAUGGAGCUAAGGUUGCUGGAGUUAUUGUGGCCGUGGAUAGACAAGAGAGAGGUACUGGUGAAAAAUCCGCCGUACAACAAAUUGAAGAAACGUAUGGUGUUCCUGUUAAAUCGAUCGUUAAUUUGGAACAAAUAAUUAAAUAUUUUAAAGAAAAAGAAGGUUGUGAUGAGCAUUUAACAAAAAUGGAAGAAUAUAAGGCCUUAUAUGGAAUUAAUUCCUGA